GACAAACGCAUAUAGACGAUAGAAAGGAUUGAAAGCCAAAGACGGAAAAGAACAAUUUUACAUAAUUAUUUGUUGUAUCUUCUAUCAGUCAAUCAUCAUUAAUCUUGUAAGGAGAAUGUUCCAUCACAAAUAAUAUUCACGAACGAGGAUUUAUCUUGAUUAUUGACUCAUUCACGAUCACUAGUUGUCGUAAUAACGAUUUGAUGAUAUGAUACGAUAAUUCAGUUGUCACAUCAGCAUGGAGUGCGAGGAUGGAGUGAUGAAAGAGGAGAAUGGUGAUAAAUUGUCAGACUCCGAGGAAGUAACAGAACCGUUUUCUAGCACGGAUAAUAAAAUGGAGAAAAUGAAAGUGAAUAUGACAGGGCAUGAUAAUGGGAUAGAACCAAUGGAGUGUGAUAAAGCUUCUUUGGAAAGUGGAAGAAUGAAUGAGAAUAAAAAAACUGAGACUACCUCCAAAUCUUCAGAGUCUCCAGGACGAUGGGAAGAAUCUCUAGAUGAUAUUCCAAACGAGAGUGAGGCUGUGAUGUCCAAUGGCAGUUUGCGUGAUGCCAAAAAUUCCGAUGGUAAAGAUAAGCAUGAGAGCUCUGAUAAUGACACCGAUAAGGUUGAUAAAGCUGAUAAGGGGAGUUCGGAUACAUCAGGGAUCGUUGAGAGCAGUCAGCCCAGCUGCUCUACCUCCAAGUUCCACAAGUUGAUGUCAAAAGUGAAGAAACGUCAGUACAGGAAGAAAUCGAGUGAUACUGAAGAUGUCAAGGCGAAGGAGAAAAAACCGAGGGAGAAUAAUGAUGAGUCCAAUCCGAGUUCUCCUGCUGAACACGAGAAAACGAGAAAUUCAGAGGAUCAGAGGGAAGAGAGAAUUCAAUCUUCGAGUGAUGAGAAGAGUUCUAAUUCUAAUAGUGAUAAUGAGGGUGGCGAUUCCAGCGAGUGGACCACUGCGAGUGAGGAUGAGCUCAAUGGAGGCAUUCCCAGGGUAUUGCAGAAGGGUCCACCGAAGCCGAGGAUGUUUAUCGUACCAGAGGUGAUAAAUCGACAGAUUGGUAAUACUAGGCUCUUCGAGAGAAAAUUUUACGGGUCUCUGCACGUGGUACAGCGGUUGGAAUUGAUGCAGAAGAUGGAAGAACAUGAAGGCUGUGUAAACGCAUUGAACUUUAAUCGUGAAGGUAAUUUGCUGGCCAGUGCCUCAGACGAUUUACGAGUGGUAAUUUGGGAUUGGGCGAUUGGUAGAAAGCGUCAUACUUUUGAGACCGGUCACAAGAGCAAUGUUUUCGAGUCGAAGUGGCUUCCACUGGAUUUUGAGAAUUACGUUGCAACGUGUGCACGUGAUGGUCAAGUACGUCUUCUCGAUAUUCACACUGGGAUGCACAGUAAAUUGGCGUCACAUCAUGGACCCGCUCGACGACUGGGUGUUCACGCCGAUCAUCCUCACACUGUACUCUCGGUUGGGGAUGACGCCAAGGUUUUGUGCAUCGAUAUUCGAGGUGGCAAACCCAUCAAGAUGCUCACUGUCAAGGAAGGCCGAUCCGACAUGAAUCUUUACAGCAUUCACAUUAAUCCUCGAAAUAGUCACGAAUUCUGCGUUGGUGGACGCUCUCAGGCUGUUAAAAUCUACGACAGACGAAAAUUGGCACUUCCACUGCAGAGACUGUGUCCUGAUAAUUUGUCUGAUAACACAUGUGCUCAUGUCACUUGCGCCAUGUAUAAUUAUAAUGGAACUGAGAUCAUCGCCUCGUACAACGACGAUGAUAUUUAUCUUUUUGAUGCUGUGGUACUACAUCCAUCCGGAGAUUUCGCUCAUAGGUACGAGGGGCAUCGUAAUAAUGCUACUGUUAAAAGCGUCAAUUUCUUCGGGCCAAAAAGUGAGUUUAUCGUGUCAGGAUCAGACUGUGGGAAUAUAUUCUUUUGGGAUAAAAACACUGAGGCCAUUGUCCAGUGGUUUCCUGGAGAUGAACAGGGUGUCGUCAAUCGGCUAGAAUCACAUCCAAAUGUACCGAUUUUAGCAACUAGCGGGCUAGAUCAUGAUGUGAAAAUUUGGAUACCUUCUUGUGAGCAAGCGCCGCAGAUGAAUAAAUUAGAAGACUGUGUCAAAACUAAUUUGAGGAAUCGAGCAGAUGAUAUCACGAGAGAGCCUGACGCAUUUGAUGGGCAAAUGCUUAUGGUAUUUUUACAACAUAUUCGUCAACAUGAAGGUUUUAGAGGGAUCUUUGCAAGCCGAUCCAGAUUCGUAAUGAGACCUUACGAUGACAAUUCCGAUUCCUCGAGUGAGGCUGGUUCAGUCCACAGUGACAGUCCCUCAGAAGGAGCCAAUGAAGGACCCCAGUGUGCACCGUCCUAAAUCUUACUUCAGUCAUCCCAGAACCCUUGAAUCUUCUUCAAUAAUUCAGGAAAGGGGUUUAUACCACUUGCAUAGUCGAAAUUUAUCUCAAAAAAUGAAACAAAUUCUCGAUCGGAAAAUCUUUUCCCUCACGGAGUGGUAAAAACGGAUGACUACCGAUCAUUACUUCGUAUUUAUUUCUGUAAAUAUCCUUCAAAUAAAUAGAUUACCGGAAAAAAAUGGAUUUUCAAUACUUUUCCAUGAAUUAUUUGGACAAAUUUUUCUAAAGUUUAUAAACAAAUGCAGAGGGGAUGCAUGUUUAUGAAAAACUUUCCUCUUUAGAGGAAUAUUCGUCAAACAUAAAUUUUCAAAUUUAUCGAGAAACUUUGUACGAGACAAUUCCAAGGCGUACAAAGUUUUUUAAUAAAUUUUAUGAAAUUCCUUUAUUUCCAAGAUAUUCUUCAUCCCUUUUCGCCACUCCACUAAGCUUAGUCAUUGAUUAAUAUCUCUAAAAAAUUUUCUACUCGAUUAAAAACAAUAGUUCUAUAAAUGAAAGUGUAAAAAAAAGUGAGUAAUAAAAAUGCCAUUAAGGGUAUGACUACAGCUUCUGUCUUCAGAAGAUCCCGGAAUAAAUCCAAGCAGUAUGUGUUCCAAUGGUUUCUACCUCCGAUGAUUUCUGGAGAAAUAUCAGUGAAGAAUGUCACUGUGAUGACUUCUGUAUAAAGUACACUUGCCUCGAGAAUGAUUAACUGAGAAUGUAAGAAUCGUUUACAUUUGGUAGCAUAUUAAUGUAAUUGAUGGAAAGAAUUGCGAAAUUAUGGGGGACUGAAUCUCAAAUGUAUGCUGGCUGUGACGUGAAUGGAAAGACUAGCCUGGAGAAAUCCUGAAAAAUGCGGAAUAUAUCCUAUCGAUGUCCUAUCCUUAAUGAGAGGUCGAAGAGACAGAUGUUUCAUUUUUCCUAUCCAGCCACGAUGAAACAGUAUCCAGUCUUUAAUUAAGAAUAUCUCUAAUUUUCCUUUUUUUCGGGAAUUGUUUGUUGUAAUUU
This is a messenger RNA of Fopius arisanus, 3356 nucleotides long. Its product is annotated as DDB1- and CUL4-associated factor 8. Gene Ontology annotation, cellular component: Cul4-RING E3 ubiquitin ligase complex; cytoplasm. NCBI's taxonomy places the organism in Eukaryota, Metazoa, Arthropoda, Insecta, Hymenoptera, Braconidae. Bases 239 to 2332 code for a protein of 697 amino acids. The record is from RefSeq and is a predicted model, not a curated record. Gene Ontology annotation, molecular function: protein binding. The transcript is spliced from 6 exons.